Messenger RNA from Oreochromis niloticus (Nile tilapia), 1991 nucleotides. RefSeq lists its product as uncharacterized. Gene Ontology annotation, cellular component: external side of plasma membrane. The transcript is spliced from 4 exons. Gene Ontology annotation, biological process: positive regulation of T cell proliferation; cellular response to lipopolysaccharide; immune response. Bases 1307 to 1879 code for a protein of 190 amino acids. The record is from RefSeq and is a predicted model, not a curated record. Lineage: Eukaryota; Metazoa; Chordata; Actinopteri; Cichliformes; Cichlidae.
ACUUUCAAAAUAUUUUAUGAUUUUAUAAUACUUGUGCAGAGUAAAUGUUUUUCUAGUAUUAUAAAAUGUCACACUUACUCAGAAUAAUGCAUGAGUUAGUGUAGACGUUUGACUGGGACACUUUAAUUUGAUUUAUGUUCUUUUCUCUGAUGGAUCCUGCUCUGAAAUUAACUGGCUGCUUUAUAUAUACAUUAUGUGAGUGUAUUCAUUUCAUAUAUUUGACCCAGACUGUGUGAAAAUGAAGUCUAUCAAUGCGUUUAUUUAGGAGCUUUUUAGCAGUAGAGCUAAAAGUUCAAAGGGAUUUUAAUGUACUGUCCCUCAGUCUGCUGAGUCUGUAGCAGACAAUUUUGUUCUUUUUCGGUGACUAUCUGCUCUUUUCGCAUCCGACACAAGACUCUGCAGUAAGUAAAUAUCCACAGAGGCCCACAUACUGAUACAGUUUUAUAAAAGUAUAUUCUAUAACAUUCCUCUGACAUUUGUAUGCUUUAAAUAGGUGAACGGUACUUUAGAUUUAUAAUCACCUAAAAUAUAAAUCUACACUCCUCUUCAGAUCAGAAAUACAUUAGACAAGUUUUUUUUUAGAGUUAUUUGGAUCAGUGGUUUCUGAUCAAUGUUCAUGAUAAUUUGUAUAUCAAGGAACUGACAUCACAGCCAAUUGUUCACUCAGUGGUGCUACUUUCAGUCAUUAUACAAAUGUACUGUUUAUAAGGUUGGGAAACCUGCAGUCAGCUGAGACUGAAGAAGUCACUUGGAUGAGUGAUGAAAAGAUUUCCUGCUCAAAACGUUACGUCCAGAUGAACAGAAUCAAGUUUUUGGGAUUCAGAGUCAUUUCUAUUCAGCAUGUUCAGCUGCAUAAAAACACAAUUACACAGCGAUAAUAUCCGUGCAGUCAUAAAAUCCAUAUUAGAGAUCAAAGAGUCUUUGAAGUGAAUCUAUCGUGAGUGCAAAAACUUUGAUAUGACAAAAUUGAAAUCCUUUACAUCCUGAACAUUAUUUUUAAAUCCUUGGAUUUAUUGUUUGAGAACUCUGAAAAUAGUAUGAAGAAAAAAAGUUUCAUUCAAAAUGAAACUGAAACUUUCAAAAAGUUGAUUUUUGCACUUUCCAUUUUCUUAUGUGUUUCUUCCACUGACAAAAACAUGUUUAUGUGACAGAAUAACAACAAAGUGAUCAGAUAAGAAAUGAAGUGUUUAUCUACUGUCUACUUCAGCUGUGAUAGGAAUUAACUGAAUCAAAUUAUAGAUGUUAUAAAUAAUGCUGUGAUUAAAAGUUCUUGUUCGUGGUUUUACUGUUUAGGGUACAAUGAAGAAUGUGGAGCUGCAGAGCUCUCCUCCUCUCAGUAUUAACUGUGAAUCUCUUCUGUGCUGCAGUGGGUCAAAGUAACUUCACUAUGAGUGAAGAACAGGAGAUCUACCAAGCUGAAGACAAAAGUAACAUCACGAUAACAUGGCUGCUAAAUUUCCACACCAACAGGCCUCCUGACUUCCUGCAAACAGACUUAAUGAAUGUGAAAAGGAAAACACAGGUUUUCUUCUAUGACAGUAAGACUGGCACUGAGGUGUAUCCAGAUGAGAACUACAGAGGACGACUGCAGUGUGAGCCACAGCUCGCCAGGAAAGGACGACUUGAAUGUCUCUUAACUGAUCUCAGGCUCAACGACACGGGGACAUAUCACUGCAUCGUUGUCCUUAACGAAGAAGUUCGUUCCAAAACAUGUGACCUCAAUGUUACAGCAGCGUUUGAAAAACCUGUGGAAGUGACAUCAAAACCAGCGAACUCUAAGAGGAUCGGCCUCCACGCAGCUCUGGCUUUGUUUGCAGUGAGUGAACUCCUGGAGACCAGAGAACUUCUGCAAGGACAUAACAGUCUCCCCACCAGUUGAAGAGCCCCCCAGGUGGCUCGAUGCACCAGAGGCCCCCCGCGCCAGGGCUGAGCCCCCAUGCACCCACCCGCCCACAACCUUGGCAACACACCAACCAGGACCCAAGUCCCCA